GGCCAGCCACGCUCGUCGAUUCAUUUCAGCUUACAGUCGCAGGCCGCGAGGAAGUGUCAGAGGAUAGUGUCAUCAUGCCACUGUCGGCACUCCCUUCAUUAUUCUUCUUGGCUGUAAUGAUGCUGCUUUCCACCGAGCUUGGUGCCUCCCAGCCAAAGAAGCCAAACAUUAUUUUCAUAAUUGCAGAUGACCUGGGUUGGAACGAUGUCGGCUUUCACGGAUCCAAUCAAAUUCCAACGCCCAAUAUUGAUGCCUUGGCCUAUUCAGGGGUCAUCUUGAACAAUUACUAUGUCAUGCCCGUCUGCACGCCCUCCAGAAGUGCUCUCAUGACUGGCAAGCAUCCAAUUCACACUGGAAUGCAGCACAGAGUGAUAUUUGCGAAUGAGCCCUGGGGACUGCCUUUGCAAGAAAAACUGCUGCCCCAGUACUUACGGGAACAAGGGUACAAAAACCACAUUGUAGGCAAGUGGCACUUGGGUCACUUCAAAAAAGAGUACACCCCGCUCUACCGAGGUUUCGACUCGCACUUUGGGUACUGGUCAGGCCACCAGGAUUACUAUGACCACACAGCGCAAGAAAGCCUGUUCUACUGGGGUUAUGACAUGAGAAGAAACAUGAAUGUGUCAUUCGACAGCAGGGGAAAGUACACAACCACCCUGCUGACGGAAGAAGCUGUCAAAAUCGUGCACGAUCACAAUACUUCGGAGCCGCUGUUCCUGUACUUGGCGCACUUGGCGACGCACUCUGCGAACCCCUACCUACCAUUGCAGGCGCCUGAAGAAGUUGUGCAGAAAUUCAGUUAUAUCGAAGACAAGGAUCGACGAAUUUUUGCAGCAAUGCUCUCGUUGAUGGACGAGUCUGUGGGCGAGGUCACAAGGGCGUUGAGCGAAAAGGGCAUGCUUGAUGAUUCAAUUAUUAUAUUUACGACCGACAAUGGUGGACCUGCUGGUGGAUUCAAUUUGAAUGCAGCCAGCAACUGGCCCCUAAGAGGCGUCAAAGAUUCGUUGUGGGAGGGAGGAGUUCGAGGCGCAGCGUUAAUAUGGAGCCCGCUAAUCAAAAACACACCCCGCGUAUCAAACCAAAUGAUCCACAUUCAGGAUUGGCUGCCGACCUUGCUAACCGCUAUAGGGGCAGAAUACGCAUUGAACAAGCAACUAGACGGUCGCGACGUCUGGGCAGCUAUUAAUGAUCCCGCCAUGCAAACCUAUGACGAGCUCCUACUAGUCAUAGACAACCAAAGGAACUUGUCCGCGCUGAUCAAACGCAAGGAGGAUGACAUUUGGAAACUAUCAAUAGGAACCAUACAGAACGGAAAGUUUGACAAGCGCAUCGGCCCUUGCGGAAGAGAUCACAAAUAUGACUGGAUUGCGUUAAAAGAAUGCCCAGUGACGAAAUCUAUCAGGAAGACCAAAUGUCCUCUCCCGUCUCCAAGUAUAAUAAAUGGUAUCAGACAAGCUGCUGAAGUGAGCUGUCAAACGGAACAGGGCGGAAAAUUGUUUCAGCGGUGCCACCCUGAAUUGGGAGAAAUUUGCCUGUUCAAUUUGAAAGACGAUCCCUGUGAGACAAAUAAUCUUGCUGAUGAGAGGAGAGAUAUAGUUGAUGAGUUAUUUGAGUCGCUCUCUGAGCACAACAACACUCUGGUCCCCCCAAGAAAUACGCCUCGCGAUCCAGCCAGCAAUCCCAAAUGUUGGGAUAAUGUGUGGACAAACUGGAGGGACUAUCCACCAUCAAGGUUGUGCGAAACCGACCUACGGAGACCGAAAGCUGAGUCAGGACAAUAUACAGAGGAAUUGAUCAGUUAAAGCCCUCCAGAUAUGCAUUAACUGUAUGCUAUAUGAUAUAUAAAUUAAAAAUCUAUGUUUUGCAACCCAGAA
Cloeon dipterum is the source of this 1874-nucleotide messenger RNA. Its product is annotated as arylsulfatase B. NCBI's taxonomy places the organism in Eukaryota, Metazoa, Arthropoda, Insecta, Ephemeroptera, Baetidae. The coding region runs from base 75 to 1802 and encodes 575 amino acids. The record is from RefSeq and is a predicted model, not a curated record. The transcript is spliced from 9 exons.